UAUCUUGAUACACAUCAGAGGUUGCACACGGGUGGGAAGCUGUAUUCCUGUGCUGAGUGUGGGAAAUGUUUUUCAGCAAGGUCAAAUCUUCUCAGACAUCAGAAGUUUCACAUGUGUGCGAAGCUGUGUUCCUGUCCUGAGUGCGGGAAAUGUUUUGUACAGGAAUCAGAACUUGUUAAACAUCAGAUUUCUCACACAGGUGAGAAGCCGUAUUCAUGUUCUGAGUGUGGGAAAUGUUUUUCAACAAAGUCACUUCUUGUCAGACAUCAGAGGUCACACACGGGUGAGAAGCCGUAUUCCUGUCCUGAGUGUGGGAAAUGUUUUGAACAAAAAUCUAAAAUUGUCAGACAUCAGAGGACUCACACAGGUGAGAAGCCGUAUUCCUGUCCUGAGUGUGGGAAAUGUUUUGAACAAAAAUCAAAACUUGUCAGACAUCAGAGGACUCACACAGGUGAGAAGCCAUAUUCCUGUCCUGAGUGCGGAAAAUGUUUUUCAGUUAAGUCGAAUCUUGACACACAUCAAAGAUCUCACACGGGUGAGAAGCCGCAUUCCUGUCCUAAGUGCGGAAAAAGUUUUUCACACAAGUCCAAUUUUUCAAGACAUCAGAGAUUGCACAUGGAGGAGAAGCCGUAGUCCUGUCCUGAGUGAGGGAAAUGUUUUUCACAGAAGUCCCAU
Molecule: messenger RNA, 675 nt
Organism: Rana temporaria (common frog)
Lineage: Eukaryota; Metazoa; Chordata; Amphibia; Anura; Ranidae
Product: gastrula zinc finger protein XlCGF71.1-like
Exons: 1
Coding region: 112-633 (173 amino acids)
Biological process (GO): regulation of transcription by RNA polymerase II
Molecular function (GO): DNA-binding transcription factor activity, RNA polymerase II-specific; RNA polymerase II cis-regulatory region sequence-specific DNA binding
Source: RefSeq, a predicted model, not a curated record